Messenger RNA from Trichomonas vaginalis G3, 804 nucleotides. Its product is annotated as protein ubiquitination. The transcript has a single exon. Gene Ontology annotation, molecular function: protein binding. NCBI's taxonomy places the organism in Eukaryota, Parabasalia, Trichomonadida, Trichomonadidae. The record is from RefSeq and is a predicted model, not a curated record. The coding region runs from base 1 to 804 and encodes 267 amino acids.
AUGAGUGAAUGUUUGAAAUAUCAAAAGCCAAAUGAAAAAUGCAUGAGAUUUGCAAUUAUUUCACAUAACAUUGAUUUUGUCACAUUCUUGAUGAAUGAGUACAAUAUACAGAUUGAUUUGUUUCAAUGCGGAUUCAAUAAUAAUCUUGAUUCUUUUAUUGUUUAUUUCGAUCAAACUAAAGAUCUCAGAAGAAGUUUCGUUUAUUCAUCAAUGUUUAAUAUUCCAUCUCUUUGCGAUUAUUUCCUUUCACAUGGUGCUAAAAUCAAUGCAACAGAUGAAGAUAAGGAAACAGUUCUUUUUAAGGCAGCAAAUAAUAAUAAUAAGGAAAUUGCCGAGUUUCUUAUUUCACACGGUGUAUAUAUCAACCAUAAAAGUUUAUAUUACAGAACAGUACUUCUAAUUGCAGUGGAUAAUAAUAAUAAAGAAUUAAUUGAACUUUUAAUUAAACAUGGUGCAGAUAUUGAUGAAAAAUUGCAACAUGAUGAAACAGUUCUUUAUUUUGCAAUAAAUAGCAAUAGAAUUGAAGCAGCAGAAAUCCUUCUUUCACAUGGUGCAAACAUCAAUGAAAAAAAUAAAUAUGGAGAAACUGUUCUUCAUAAAGCAAUAAAAAAUAAUAAUAAAGAAAUGGCCGAAUAUCUUCUUUCACAUGGUGCAAACGUCAAUGAAAAAAAUAAAUAUGGAGAAACUGUUCUUCAUAAAGCAAUAAAAAUGAUAAUAAAGAAAUGGCCGAAUAUCUUCUUUCACAUGGUGCAAACGUCAAUGAAAAAAAUAAAUAUGGAGAAACUGUUCUUCAUAAAGCAAUAA